This is a messenger RNA of Ectocarpus siliculosus, 7112 nucleotides long. NCBI's taxonomy places the organism in Eukaryota, Phaeophyceae, Ectocarpales, Ectocarpaceae. The record is from the annotation of a GenBank genome assembly.
AUGCAACGGCAACAGCGCGGGAAGACCGGGGCCGCUUCCCUCCUGCUACUCUUCGCCCUGCUGGUCACCACCACCCCGCGCGUCGCGCCGCGACCCGUUAGUCUGGUGCAGCAGGAGGCGGAGGCGCCAGCCACCUCAUCAUCGGUACGAAACAAGGGCCCCUCCGCGGCAGCCGCCGCGUCCCGAAAGAAGCCCCCACGCACCACCAAGUCAUCCUUCCCCUCGGCCGCGGCAGCGGGUGGAGAGAACCAAGGCGACGAUGCUGCCGCGUCGUCCGUGCUCCUGUCCUCCGAGAUCGAGGUGCAUGCCCUGGACCCGUCCACGGGGGGCCUGAGGUGGUCCUUCGACACGGGAGAGCCGCUGGUGAAGUCCUACCAGCAGCUGCCCGGGACUCUCGACGAGAAGAAGUGGCUCAUCCCCACCCUGGACGGAUCCAUACUGGUGCACACGACCCAGGGCCUCCGGCGGCCGGGCCUCAAGGCCCGGCUCCUCGUGGAGCAGACGCCGUUCCUCGAUCCGAAGGGGGUAUUCUACACGGGCUCCAAGGUUUCCCGGAUCUUCGGCGUCGACGCGCGCACCGGCGAGGUCCGCCAGGUCCUGUCCGGGGACACGGCGGACAGCCUGGAGAGCAACCGCCGGCUGCUGGCGCGGAGCGGCAGCGACGACGACGUCAUCUGGAUCGGCCGCAACGACUACACGAUCCGCGCGUUCGACGUGCCGACUGGCCAGGAGGAAUGGAACCUCACCAUCGGGGAGUUCGUGUCCCUCGACGACCUGUACCUGACGGCCUCGUCUGGGGCCGGGAACAGCAGGACCCGUGCGGAGGCCGCCAGGUCCGCCGCCGCCGCUUCCACCGCCGCCGCUCUCUCCGAGCCGGUGCCCUCGCUCACCGCCACCGCAGACGGCUCACUUCAAUCGGUGGCGGCGGGUAAGGGAGGCAACGACAACCGUGUCGGAGGGAUUUCUGCUGACCCCCCCGAGUGGGACGUGCCGCUGACGGCCCACGUGGCCAGCGUGUUCCGGGUGUCGCUGGAGGAAGGGUCCGUCCACACGUACCUCCCCAUGCAGCAGAUACCGCUAUCGCAAUCCGCCGGCACCGGAGCGCCGGUCGUCGGCAAUGGGAGCGGAGGCACCGCCGCGGUGGGGAUUCUCGAGAACGACCAGGUGUACGCGGUGGCCCUCGGCGAGCACGGCGGCGGCGGUAGCGACGGUGGAGAGGACGGCGGCGCCGGCUGGGGGCCCGGGGGCCACGGGAGCCGGGGAAUGAAGGGCAGCAGGGCCGGGGAGGGGAAGGUGACCCACGGCGGGAGGACCACCGCGACGCAGCCUCUGUUGCCGCACGGGGGUGACUGGCAGCAGCAGCAGCGCGACGGAGGGGACAGGCCGGAUGCGGAUGGGGGCGGAAGCGGAUCGAGCUCGUUGGUGCAGAGCUGGUCAACGAAGGGCACGCCCCAAAACGCAGCAGUAGUGAGUUGCCCGCCGAAGUGGUGCCAGCCGGGGCACUCAGCCUUUCCGAGUUGCCUGGUGGGUGUGCACACGGUCCAACAAAUUACGGGAGAAGAGCAGGCACGCUUGUCGCUCGGCAUGGGCUCGCAAGCAGGCGGCAGCACUGCUCUCGACGGCGGCGGUGGCGGAGGCGGCGCAGGCAACCACGACCCUAAGGGGGUCAGAACGACGUCCGGGUACAUCGGGCGCCUCCCCCGCCCUUCAUCCCAGGGGGACGGCGUGGGCGACGACCCGAAUUACCUGACCCUGGCGACCGCGUCGCGGGGCCCCCUCGAGUCCCUGCUGGGCUGGCUCUACCGCGGGUGGAGCUUCGUCUCCCUCCUGCUGCUCGCCGUCGUGGUGGCGGUCGUGGUGGAUUCUCGGAGGGCGGCCCAGUACCUGAAGCGCGCCGGGCUCGGGGGCUACCCGCUGUACAGCGGCGGGGCGGGCGGCGGCGGGGUGGGCGGAGAGUACGACCCGACCGCGGACAGCGGCAUCAGCGGCGCGUCGGAAGGGUCCGCUUCUGGUGCUGCGGGGGGGGGUGGCGGCGGCGGCGGCGGCGGCUCGCUCGUGGCUUCUGCUGGCGGGGUGAGGGGCGAGGUACGGGUGGGGUGCCUGACCGUGUCCGACACCGUUCUGGGGUACGGUUCUCACGGGACUGUCGUCUACAGGGGCCUCCUGGAGGGGCGCCCCGUGGCGGUGAAGAGGAUGCUAACCGACUUCCACGCCCGCGCGGAUCGGGAGAUCAGCUUGCUCAUAGAGUCCGACGGGCACCCGAACGUGGUCCGGUACUUCGUCCGGGAAGAGGCUGGCGAGUUCGUCUACCUCGCGUUGCAGCUGUGCCAGCAGAGCCUGCACAACGCCAUGGCGCAGAUACACUCGGCUCUGGCCCAGUCCCGCCGGAAGUUGGAGCACGAGAACGGCCGCUCCGGUGCCCCCCGCGUAGGCCUCGGCCGGGCGCUGACGGCGGACGACGUAGGCGCGCCCCGAGAGCUGAGAGAGGCGCUGCUGCAGGUCAGCCAGGGGGUGGAGCACCUGCACAGCCUGAGGAUCGUUCACAGGGACCUCAAGCCACACAACAUUUUGCUCGCGGCUAAGGAGCGAAAAGGGCCGGGGCUGGGCAGAAGAUCGGUGGGGGCACAGCAGGCGGAAGGCGGGGAGCGCGGGGGGGUGGGGGACGGAGACGGGCCUCAGGUAGCCCCCAAAAAACUGUCCAACAUGCAAGAUUUGGCGAAAUUCGUGCUCAAGAUCUCGGACAUGGGGCUUGGGAAGCAGUUGCUGAACGGGCAGAGCAGUUUUGGCAUGUCCUCGUACGGCCGUGCGCCGGGGGGAAGAGAUCACGGGCAGGGCGGCGGCGGCGGUGACGCCGCCGCCCGCGCCAGAGCCUCGAACGCUCAGGCGUCCUCCUCCGCAGGCGGGCACGUGGGCAGCAUAGGCUGGCAGGCGCCUGAGGUUAUCGCUGACCGCGUCAGCCUGGAGGGGGGUCAGGGCCCGCCGGCGGCCAUGGGGGGGGGAGCAGAAAGCAGCUCCUUGUCCACGUCUAGAUCUGGGUCCGGUGCGAGCGCUUCGUCCUGGGCGAUGGCCGGCGGCCCUAGCUUGUCCUCCUCCCGCCGCACGCAGGCGGUCGACGUGUUUUCCCUCGGGUGCAUCUUCCACCACUGCAUCGUCCCUGGCUCCCACCCUUUCGGGCAGUGGUACGAGCGAGAGGCCAACAUCAUUCAGGACAAGGUUAGCCGCAUCACGGAACUGGAACACGUGCCGGACGCGCACGACCUGGUGUCUCUGAUGACGGCUAGAGAGCCCGACCUGAGGCCGUCGGCGGGGGAGGUCUGCAAGCACCCGUUCUUCUGGAACGAAGAGAAGCGGCUGUCGUUUCUCUUGGAGUUCUCGGACCGGCUAGAGCAGGAGCGGUUCCCUCAGCUGGUGAUGCACUGCGCCAAGGUUACGGGGUCCCUCCUCACCGAGGAGCGCAUUUUCAAGGAGUACCUCGUGCACUUCCGCCGCCCGCAGCCCCCCGCCGCCGCCGCCGUGCCGUCCGGCACGACGCAAUCAGACACGCCCGUGGCGGCGGCACACACUGCCUCUGCUAACGGAUCGGCGAGCAAGCCUUCGGCGGUACCGGAAGGGGCGGUGCCGGCGGGAGGAGGGAGCGGAGCGACGGCGGCCGGGGCGAGUGGAGGAGUACCAGCGUCAGGCGGAGGAGGCGCGUCUGAGGCAACACCAGCGGGCGACGCCAGAGGGAAAGGUGGGUCCGAUCAGCCGGGCGCCGAGGAGGGGCGUCCUCACGCUCCUGCCGAGACGGCGGCGCUGCCCAAUGGCGGCGGAGCGGGUGCUGCUGCUGCUGCUGGCCCGGCGUCGUUCACCUCGCCUGGGAAGAAGUCGGCCAAGACCACCCCUCGCAGCGGCAGGAAGAGCUACACCGCGGGCGGUGCGGAUGGGGGAGGCGGGGGCGGCGGGGCCGGAGUAGCAGCCGCGCGGGUAACCGAGCAGAAUGGUCCCCGGGGGGAGGGGGCGCUGCAGGACGUGCUCGUGUGGAAUGAGUCCGGCAUGGCGAAGAGCAUGGGCUGCAGGGGGGCCCCCCUAACCGGGGUUUUCCAAGCCCCAAAUUCCGGGCUUGUUUUCUCCACCCCCGGGGAAACCACCAAGGGCAUGCUGUGUCCGAUGCGUCGACGUGGCGCCGGCAAGUGCGACUUCGCUCACGGCGGCCUGGAGCUCCGCGUGCGCGCCAACAAGCGCGACCGGUGGGGCCGGCACGUCGGGGGCUCGAACCCGCUGGACGGCGGCGGGGGCGGCGGCGCGAACGUGAACCUCGACGCCUCUGGCGGGGAAGACACGCUGGGAGCCGCCCGGUCCAUCGGGCGUAUCCGGGUCGAGAACGGCGAGAAAGAUGGAGUUGGGGUUAUUGGUGGUGGAGGCGGGGGCGGGGCCGGUGGGGCGAGGCAGGGAAAACGGAACAAGGGCGGCGCAAGCGGCGGCGGCAGCGGGGGAGGGGCUACGGACAGGUCUGGCCCGAGAGAUCGAGAACCCAGGGCGAACGGCGGCGGUGGCGGUGCCGCUGCCUCGAACGGGGGAGGGUUCGUUGGCCCUUCUCGAGAACGCGGCAAGACCCGCAGCCGGUCUCCGCGGGGAGGGCGAGGAGCUAACGGCGAAGCGGCCGGCCGGGAGGCGAGGCCGCCGGCAGUCGUAGCGGCGGAAGGCGAUGCCGCCUGGCCGCCGCUGGCCGCCUCCCAGGCAGAGCGACCCCCCCCGGCAGGGUUGCAGGGCCAGGGCCAGAGACGACAGGAGCAACAACGGCCGGCGAGCGCUGCGGACAGCGGCGGCUCUUCUAGCCGCGAGUCGCGGGUGGACCAGGUGGUGCGGCUGGUCGAUUCUGGUGCUGCGACCGGGGGGGGAGCGUUCGCGCAAGAGGGAGGAGUUGUGGCGGACGGCUCGGGCGGGCGCGGUCUCACUCGACCGGCGGCGGCGGCGGCGGCGGCGGGCGGCGUGGCGGCGGUGACUCGAGGCGAGCGACCGUCGCCCGCGGAGCGAGGCAACGGAAAGGAGGGCCGGAAGAAGGUGGUGGCUCGAGAAGACGGUGUUCGGUGAACCAACAAACCAACCGACCGGCCGGGCGUUGUUUGAUGUGUGGGCUUUUGUUUGGAAGUGUGCUUUUUCACCGGUCUCCUCUUGUCGGCGGUGUUUGAUGAGUCGGUCGGUGGUGGUCGUCGUUGUACCCGGUGUGGCCGGUGUGGCCAGGGCUCUGACGCCAAGGGCAAGGGUGUUGCGAGCCCGGAUGUGUUGUUGGUGACCGUUUCGUGCAACGGGUUGUGUCGAAAGAGUGUGAGUGUGAUGAUCUGCCGGCUUUUUUGUUUCGUGCUGUUUCGUGCUUGCUUGCUUUCCGCCCCCUUCCUGACUGUUGUAUCCCUGUCUCCGUGGGAGGCGCUAGCUUGCAGGUUCUGUGGUUGGUGAUAUUUUCCCCUGUGUAUGUAUAUAUAGUUCCGGCACCCACCACUAAUGAAAGGGGGGAUGCUACUAAGGAUGUGUAGAUAGUGAAAGUGUCUCGAAAUAAGGGAGUCUUGAAAGCGAGUCUCGAUAUCUCCUCCGCCUUCCCGAGCAAAAUGCCGCUUGGCGUAUUUGACCUUCACGAGUAAGGAAGUGUUUCGCGGUGCAGCGCCAGCCAUCACAUCUACGGUUCACCCCCCCCGUAGUGGGCACAUUUUUUUUUUUUUGUAUCCCGCUGUUGAUUCGGUUCGGCGAAGUGUUGAGAAGGUAAUCGGGGGAAGUGAGGUCUUGCCGACCGCUACUCGCACCACGAAGAGACACAAUAAGUAUAAGUAGGGGGGUUUGCGAUACGGUGAAGGUGGGUGUCGGAUCUAUUACAUCGUUGUACACUAGGUGUAUUUCUCCCGUCGGUUUCGUGUUGCAAUGUAUGUCGCGCCUUCGGGUAUUUUUUUGUUCCUCUUUUUGUGUCCGCAGAGUGAGUGCAGACGACCAGUAAAAAAUAGAACAAUGAUGAGGUGAAGAGUUUUUUGGGCGAAAGAACUAACCAAGUGUGCCAACGUGAGUGCGGAUUGUAUGAUUGUGCUGUAGGACAACAAUAUUUUCUCUCCAUUCUUAUCGGCACAUGCGGCGGGAUCAUGGCGUAGACCGGCACGACCAAAUCCGGUACAAAUGCGGUACUACUUGCGGACGACGUGCUUGUCACAAACGGUGUGCCGCCUCACCCUUAACAAGGCGACCUUCAGAGUCUGACCGGGUCAACCCCCGGCCCGUUACUAGCUGGAAAAUACGGGGAACAUCAACAUUUCUUGGGUAUUGCGUCAAUCUUGUUCGAAGGUUCAAAUUGGCAACAAGCACCGUCAGCAGCGGUAGUUGGCCCCCGACACGGCCAAAUGGAGCAGUGCAACACAAAGUGAUGACCUCCUGCUCAAUCAACCUCUAUCUUGAGUGACUCUGACGACCAAGAGCCAUCGUAUAUAUCGGGUAGGGUAUCUCCAAGUGUUGAGCAAAUCACUCCGUGGAGCCGAUUAGACAAAUGCACUACUGCUGCAGUGUGCAACUCUCUAAAGACUAGCACUCACCAACUCCCGUUUUUUCUUUUUAUCACGGUGAGAGCGAGAACCGUUACAGCAGUACAGCAAGAAAGCGGCAACGACGAAAUCACGUAAUCAAACCAAGGCGCCUCACGGCGUACGCAUACCACGAUAAAAAAAUUUAUCCCGGCAUCUCGGGUCAAGAGGGCACAUUCGCCUGAAAGUUUUGCCGUACACAACUCGGCAACAACCCCCUUCCCUCGUGACGAUACACCGCGCCGCAAAGGCAACACUAUCGACACAAACAGGAGCUCUUCGUAUGUACGUGUCGCCCGUUUAGGACAAAGAAAGGAGCCGACGAUCCCUUGAACGGCUUUUUCCAUUUUCCCGGGCAUAGGGGUUUCUGAGGGAUUUGAACAAUCCCAGUUCUGUUUCGUGAUUCUUCGCAGAAAAACUAAAAAAGCGAGUGACCUUUGGAACCCCUUCUAAGAAAACAAAUCCAGUCUUCGCGAACAGAACGAAAAAAUGAAACGGAUAACCACUCCGCACACCCAUGCACACCUCCACAACUCUCUAGCGACAAAUCACAAAUCCCCCCCCCCCACCCCCAAAGAA